UCUUCCCUCUCUCAGUACUUUCUUAUCUUUUUCCUGCUGUUCGUGGUGCUCUUCCUGGGCACCGUUUUGGGCUACAUUUUCCGCGAUCGUGCCACGGAAUCGUUCCGGGAAAUCCUCUAUGACUCGAUGUCGUUGUAUGGUCGACGCCGAAUGAUGACCAUUUCGUGGGACAUGACCCAAGAGGAGCUGCAGUGCUGCGGCGUGGAAAGUUUCGUCGAUUGGCGCGAUCGGAUUCCGGACUCGUGCUGCCAGGAUGAUUACGGUGGUCGGAAGCGACCCUGCCAGGAGCUGCAGACUUCGCUGACGAUCUUCAAGGAUGGAUGUUACGAUGCGGUGUCCAAGGAACUACUGAUGAAUGCGGGGCUGCUUGGGGUGGCCAGUGUGGGACUGGCUUUUGCGAUGGUUCCCGCCAUGGUGAUGGCUUACUAUCUGCUGGCGGUGCUUUGAAAAAGGCUGAGAAGUGAUGACAAUGCUGAAGAGACAAAUUACACAUGGACAAUUUGGCGCAAAGCUUACGAUACCUAUUUGGAGAGGUUGCGUGUUAGUAUUACCAAUGUGUUCUCGAUGUUAUGUGAAUUAAGAAAAAUACACAAGAAAUGAAAGCUAGUUAUGUAUGUUAAGAGGCAAUGAUCGUUUUAAUCAUCAAUAAUGUAACCCAAAUCAGACAAGAUUGUACUAAAAGUUUAUGACUUAGAACGGCAAUGCAAAAAUACAUUCUACCACACCACAUUAUGAUCAUUGUGUUUAAUUGAAAUCAUUUUAUUGCAGUAUUUUCGUUUGUGCUAACGAGAAUUCGUUAUCUUUUUCCAAUCAUCAUGGUAUCAUAUUAGUUUAAUUGAUCAUAUUGCAAUAAAAUAUUAAUCAAAAGUCAAAUAAAUUAAUCAUCAAUUUACGAACAAGACUCUUGGAGUGUAGUAGACUAGUGCUAUCUAAUUCUAAGGGAGCAUUGUAAUUUCAAACCAAUAUCGGGUUAGUUUACAUAUCAUAUCCAUAUGAAUCAUGUAAUUUAAGUGUGAACCGUGGAUUCGAUGAAAUGUAUUUAAUAAAUAA
Molecule: messenger RNA, 1050 nt
Organism: Aedes aegypti (yellow fever mosquito)
Lineage: Eukaryota; Metazoa; Arthropoda; Insecta; Diptera; Culicidae
Product: CD63 antigen-like
Exons: 1
Cellular component (GO): membrane
Source: RefSeq, a predicted model, not a curated record